GGGCUGACCCCUUGGGGGUCGCGGGGGCAGCGAGGGAGAGGGAGCUGGAGCCCGGGGGACCUGGCCGGCCCCGGGUGGACGGCUCCGGGGGUCUGUUGUGGAAGCCGCGGUCCUUGUUUUCCGCGCCUGGCCCCUUGUGAGGCCGGAUGCGUCCACCCUUGGACUGGAUUCAGGAGGCCGCCGCUUUCCUUCUUGCCCCUCUUGGAUUUUCUGGAUGCUUGAAAACCCAGUGGCCCAGGAGGAGGAGGAGGAAGGAGGAAGGAGCAGAUCUGCGGAGGAAUGCGAGCGCCUCCCAAGGCCUUAGGAGCCAGAAGGAGCUGGGAGCCAGCGCGUCUGUGCCGGGGUCUGGAGCCCAGCGGGGCUGCGCGAGAAUUCUCUGCGAGUUCUGAGCGUCCUUCUUCCCGGGCAAAGAGUGGACCUUCUGUCCCCUCGGGCCAGUUCCUCCCAGUCACUUAACUUUUAUUUUUCUGGAAGCGAGAGGAAGGGAGGCCGGGAGCCCCCCGGGGCUGCCAAGGGACUAUGGACAUGCACCGGCACCGCUCCCAGGCCAGACCUGACCGGGCAGUUUCUGGGCCCCAGACGUUGCCUUGAAGACGCAGAGACUGGACAGCAUCUGCGGUUGCCAGAACCUUAGGACCCAGAGCUGAGCCGCUGUGUGACUGUGUUUGCGUUGCUGCUGCAUUCACGGACACUCGAGGGGGUUGGGGGAAGGACCCCUUCCCCGCCUGUCUCUCUGCCACCCAGCCAGCCAUGGCACUGAGGGGCCGAGCCCUGUAUGACUUCCGCAGCGAGAACCAAGAGGAGAUCAGCAUCCAGCAGAAUGAGGACCUGGUCAUCUUCAGUGAGACCUCGCUGGACGGCUGGCUGCAGGGCCAGAACAGCCGGGGCGAGACGGGGCUCUUCCCCGCCUCCUACGUGGAGAUCAUCCGAGGGGGCCCCGGCGCCAACCACGCCGACUACUUCAGCAGCGCCACCUCCGCUGUGUCUCUGGGUGCCCAGGUGAGCUGGUACGACAGCCCCUCCAGGGGUGGCGUGGGCAGUGGCUUCCUCUCCAACCAGGGCAGCUUUGAGGAGGAGGAUGACGAUGACUGGGAUGACUGGGACGAUGGGUGCACGGUGGUGGAGGAGCCCCGGGCCGGCGGGCUGGGCGCCAACGGGCACCCCCCUCUCAACCUCUCCUAUCCCGGCGCCUACCCCAGCCAGCACAUGGCCUUCCGGCCCAAGCCGCCCCUGGAGCGGCAGGACAGCCUGGCGUCCGCCAAGCGGGGCAGCGUGGUGGGUCGCAACCUCAACCGUUUCUCGUGCUUCGUGCGCUCGGGCGUGGAGGCCUUCAUCCUGGGUGACGUGCCCAUGAUGGCCAAGAUCGCCGAGACCUACUCCAUUGAGAUGGGCCCUCGGGGCCCCCAGUGGAAGGCCAACCCCCACCCCUUUUCCUGCUCUGUCGAGGACCCCACCAAGCAGACCAAAUUCAAGGGCAUCAAAAGCUACAUCUCCUACAAGCUCACGCCCACCCACGCCGGCUCCCCCGUCUACCGGCGAUACAAGCACUUCGACUGGCUCUACAACCGCCUGCUGCACAAGUUCACUGUGAUCUCCGUGCCGCACCUGCCCGAGAAGCAGGCCACGGGCCGCUUCGAGGAGGACUUCAUCGAGAAGCGGAAGCGGCGGCUCAUCCUCUGGAUGGACCACAUGACCAGCCACCCCGUGCUGUCGCAGUACGAGGGCUUCCAGCACUUCCUCAGCUGCCUGGACGACAAGCAGUGGAAGAUGGGCAAGCGCCGGGCGGAGAAGGACGAGAUGGUGGGCGCCAGCUUCCUGCUCACCUUCCAGAUCCCCACGGAGCACCAGGACUUGCAGGACGUGGAGGACCGGGUGGACACCUUUAAGGCCUUCAGCAAGAAGAUGGACGACAGCGUCCUGCAGCUCAGCACCAUCGCGUCGGAGCUGGUGCGUAAGCACGUGGGGGGCUUCCGCAAGGAGUUCCAGAAGCUGGGCAGCGCCUUCCAGGCCAUCAGCCACGCCUUCCAGAUGGACCCCCCGUUCAGCUCCGAGGCCCUCAACAGUGCCAUCUCUCACACGGGCCGCACCUACGAGGCCGUCGGGGAGAUGUUCGCCGAGCAGCCCAAGAACGACCUCUUCCAGAUGCUCGACACGCUGUCCCUCUACCAGGGCCUGCUCUCCAACUUCCCCGACAUCAUCCACCUGCAGAAAGGCGCCUUUGCCAAGGUGAAGGAGAGCCAGCGCAUGAGUGACGAGGGCCGCAUGGCGCAGGACGAGGCCGACGGCAUCCGCAGGCGCUGCCGGGUCGUGGGCUUUGCCCUGCAGGCCGAGAUGAACCACUUCCACCAGCGCCGCGAGCUCGACUUCAAGCACAUGAUGCAGAACUACCUGCGCCAGCAGAUCUUCUUCUUCCAGCGUGUGGGGCAGCAGCUGGAGAAGACGCUGCGCAUGUACGACAACCUCUGACCACGCCGCACAGACCCCGGCUGAGCAGGGCUCUGCAGGGGGCCCACUGCCCC
Molecule: messenger RNA, 2519 nt
Organism: Sorex fumeus (smoky shrew)
Lineage: Eukaryota; Metazoa; Chordata; Mammalia; Eulipotyphla; Soricidae
Gene: SNX33
Product: sorting nexin 33
Exons: 2
Coding region: 751-2466 (571 amino acids)
Biological process (GO): intracellular protein transport; mitotic cytokinesis; mitotic cell cycle
Cellular component (GO): plasma membrane; cytoplasmic vesicle
Molecular function (GO): phosphatidylinositol binding; protein binding
Source: RefSeq, a predicted model, not a curated record